UACCGGGACAGACAGCGAACGCAUGUGGGGACACUAGUGCCGGGGGGGCGGUGGGGGACUGCAUGGCCCCCCUGCAGUGCCUGGCUAGCGGGGGGCAGGUCUCCCUCACCUACACCUGCUCCUCCUCCCUGCUGACCUGCUGCAGAUUCACGGGCGGUUGCAACAGCUCCAGCAAGGGACGAGUGAGCGAGUGGCGCAACCCAAGCUACCCUCAGACGGACGAUAACCUUCCGGGCCUCUGCACCUACACCAUCACACCAUCCUCUGACACAUGCUACCUCAGGAUCGAGUUCACGGAGCUUGUUGUACCGUCCUCACUCACGGACGCCUGUCAGGACAACUCCCUCACCAUCUACAACCAGGCCGAGGGCUCAGGCUCUACCCUCUGUGGCGCCUUCACUGGAUACUCGACGUAUGUGAGGGUGCAGCCCGCGUGGUUAUGGUUCACACAGCCGGUACAACUCGGCCUGCGCAUCCGAACAACUCCAUACAAAUUCUCCGUGAAGAUCACACAGCUGCCGUGCGCCGGCGUCAAGCCUUUCUCAGCGUCAUCGCGACAACUGCGAGGGCUUGACUUCAGCGACGACAAAGCUCGUCAGUUUGUUGAUCCUCUUUUCCACCAAAGACCUGGACCGAACUUUUCACCCUCACCCGCACAGAUGCUUGCAUAUAAACAAGCAGCAGAGCAAGCUCUGCGCAUCCAACACUCAUCCAGUUCGUUCCCGGCUUCAACUGCUGGACUUGAAAAUGAAAUAGCAAAUUUAGCCCAAGAUCUUGCGCUCAGUGACUUUUACAACAAUCAGCAAAGUUUCGCCGCAAACGGAGUCACCAAUUUUCAGUCAAAUGGCCCCUUCAACGCUGCCUCUCCAUACCCUACAGGGCUACUGGACUUCAAUAAAUUCCCUAACGGAGGUUUAGCCAACCCCCAGUAUGGCCCUGGAGCAAACCAGAACAAUCCACACAAUUUUGGAGGUUACACACCAGAAGCCUUUAAUGUACCUCUGACAAAUUCACAAGGCUUAGCUCCGUUCUUAAACCAUCAUGGACAAACCGAGUCAUUCCAGGGAACGUACACCCCAACUCCUUUCGGUACAACGCCAUCAUUUGCCUCCAGCACCGUUGGAGGGCUGAGCACAGUUCUUCCUACUCUCGCCAGUAGUCCUGGGAGCUACUACCAAACCAGCUCUACUGCACGUCCAUUCAGUAGCAUUCUCCCAAAUGUAUUGAAUCGGCCAGGAGUUAUUUUCCGACCCAGCAUCUAUUCUAAUGGGUCCAGCCUAAGCUCAAACUUGGAAAAGCUAGCUUCUCUUGCAGCUGCCACUAACAGCAUAUACACAGAUGGUGGAGCGAUACCCGAGCAUAACAACUACCUUUUGACUUUAGGAGACCUGACCGACCACUCGAAUAUAUUCACCACAUAUCCCUCAUCGACUAUGAGCUCACCAAACUCUUUCUCUCACACCACUCCGUCGCCAUUUUAUCCAUAUUCUUCCAUCGAUAUAAUUAAUGCUGAUGAUGCUCUUUCUUCAGUUUUGUCCUCCACAACAGCCUUUCCCUCGUAUUUCACCGGGACUCCCAGACCAACAAUUUCGUCUCAUUCCACCGGCAACACCGGCAUUAGUUUCCCGUAUGGAAAUAGCGGCGGAACCUUCACCACUGAGCCUGGACUUGUGUCAACGACCACUGACAGAUUUGGGCUAACUCAUCCAACUACAACAAUCUCCGGUCUCCCGUUCUCGUCAACUACUUCUAAUUUACCAGGAAUCACCACAACUGUUCCCAUUAAUCAUAAAGUGGGCUCUCAUUUAGUAAAUACUACUCCUGGCAACGACUACCAUCUGAAUCAAAUAUUCUCCACUCAUAGGCCUACCACCAUCACAAAUAGGCCUUAUCUCUCUCACAAUCAAACUCCGUUACGAAAUACCGUCAUCAGAGGGUCUGGUUCAAGCGUCAACCCCAAUUCGGCACAGACCAUUUCCACCAUUUUCCAGUCUUACCUGAGCCGUCACUCCUUGUUGGGGGGAACUUCACCAAUCGCGAGUUUGUCAACGCGGCUCGCAGGAAGUGCCACGGUGUCUGACAUCAACCGCUUAUCUUUCAUGGGUCUGAUUAUACUCCAGGCCGACCCCAACUCUUACUAUGCGUGUGGAGCGAUCCUCAUUAACCCCAACUACGCCUUCACUCCUGCUCGCUGUCUGCUCAGGAAAGGGCUGUCCACCCGCUACACCAUUCGUGUGCUUUUCGGAGCCGACCGAGCCAUUUUGCAAACCUCUACUCUGGCGCAGGUCUUUGCUAACCCAAUCAGCCGAGCGGUGAGUAAAGUCAUCUUCCACCCCAUGGUGGACCACACAACUCUACGGUACGAUCUCGCCGUACUCCGCAUCGCCAAGCCCUACACUGACGUCACUGCGGUUACCCUGCCAGCACGCGGUGCAUCGUUUGACGGGACGAAUGGUUUACUCAUUGGGUGGGGGAUCGGUACUGUGCCAUUGGGUGCAGCCGGACCGGGGGUGCAGCCUUACACUCAGCUCAACAGUCUCAGCGUAACGAUCAAGAGUAACGCUGACUGCAGUAAAUCCUGGAGCAGCAUCACCAACCCUUACGAUCUCACGGGAACCAAGUCCGUAAUCUACGACGAGAUGAUCUGCACGCUCGCUAAUUCCCCGAGUCAAGGCUUCUGCCGCGGAGACGAGGGAGGAGCCGUGCUAGUGCCCAGUGCAGGGGGCGGCUACAUCCUGGCUGGGGUGCUGUCGGGGGCACACAACGACUGUGUGCUGCAGCAGAAGGACGGCAUCCCAGAUAUCGCCACGCGGGUAACAUCUUUCCUGGACUGGCUGGACGCCGUCACCACGGAAUACAUGUACACCUGUGGGGUCAACUUCUACUCCUUCACGUACAAGCAGUGUGCCUUGUGAGAGGCUGAGUGCUUUGUGAGGAAGAGGAGGGCUCUUUGAGUGUGAAUGCGCGCACUGAGUGAGGAUAUUGUUCUUUUGAGGGAGAGAGUGCGUUGUAAGGAAGAGCAGAACAAUUAAUGAGGAGAGAGGAGGACCUCUUGGUGAGGAGAUAAAGCAAUAUCUGUGAGAAAGGGUGCACUUUCAGAGGAAUAAAAAGUACGCCUCGAGUAGGGGAGAGAAAGUGCCGUGGGUAGAGGGAGAAUAAUGUCAACUUUAUAACGGAGCAGUAAGUCGACGACAACUCAUGUUCACAUAUUAAUAGGAUUGUUUCUUGCCCGUUAAGGAAAGUGACACAUGUUGUUACUAUACACGUUUUAUUUCUUGACGUUACAUUUCGUUGAAGCGCGGGUAACAAGCUCAGCCGCCACCAGCGCCGCCUCAUGAGAGUCCCAUGGCGACUAGGUCCGGGAUACGUCCCUCAUUCUGCAUUAUAAAAGUUUAUGUUAAUCUUUAUUUAUCGUAAUUUAUUCUGAUAGCUGUCAUAUGGAUAUUUAAUCAUGAUAACGAUUUCCGCUCGAUGAAAUAAUUCUUCCAUUGUAUAAGGUAUCAAUGAUACGUUAAUAAACAAACUUGCGGAUCCACUGUUAUCCUGAUGAUUAACUUAAAGUAGAAUAUAUUGACUAUUUCAUUAUAACUUGAAUGUCCCAUGAUAAAAUUAUUGUAAAGUAUCUCAAUAUCAAAUUAUGUCCUCCAUAUUUAAGGUGACAACCGUUGGGUCUAUAUUAUUUACAAUUCCAUUAUUGCUUAGUUUGUCCCUAUAUUCCAAUGAAUCCAUAAGACACCUUUUUUGCAAAUAAUUUAAAACCUUCAAAAUCACUUACGAUUUUGCCAGUAAAGUUCUGUUGUUUCUUCUUUUUUAUCUCCUAAAUUUUCUCUUGCAUUUAUACUGCUAUUACUUUACAAUCUGAACUGAUGUGACCAAUAAAUUUCAAGUUUAAAGCUAAAAAUGUGUACUAAGUUCUUGCAUAGGCUACAGACGUUAGUCCCAUUAGCUUAAUCGCUGACACAAUCAUUAAAACAUUGUACCUACAAUAUUACUGAUUAAUGCAUCGCCCUAAUUUAUUCUUGCACAAUUGAACUUUUUAUUUAUUAAAUAAACAUUAA
Messenger RNA from Hyalella azteca, 4058 nucleotides. RefSeq lists its product as uncharacterized. Gene Ontology annotation, biological process: proteolysis. NCBI's taxonomy places the organism in Eukaryota, Metazoa, Arthropoda, Malacostraca, Amphipoda, Hyalellidae. Bases 63 to 2915 code for a protein of 950 amino acids. The transcript has 13 exons. Gene Ontology annotation, molecular function: serine-type endopeptidase activity. The record is from RefSeq and is a predicted model, not a curated record.